Molecule: messenger RNA, 1455 nt
Organism: Hypoxylon trugodes
Lineage: Eukaryota; Fungi; Ascomycota; Sordariomycetes; Xylariales; Hypoxylaceae
Product: tRNA-splicing endonuclease subunit sen54 N-term-domain-containing protein
Exons: 1
Coding region: 1-1455 (484 amino acids)
Biological process (GO): tRNA-type intron splice site recognition and cleavage
Cellular component (GO): tRNA-intron endonuclease complex
Source: RefSeq, a predicted model, not a curated record
AUGCCCUUCGACGACGAAGACCCCAUCCCUACGGGUUCAACCCUGGCUGCUAUCUCAAACAGCUCAGGUGACGGUGAAGAUGCACCUUCAUUAGAAGACACCCUCGGCGACGAAACCCAGGAUUUCCGUCUUUUUGCCUCAUUAUUCGACAAACGCCAAGCCGCAGCAAGUGGCAGAGGAGCCCUGCGUCGCGGCGAAAAGGACUUCGAACCCCAUGGCACGCGCGCGCAAGAUUCUGCGUUAGAGGCUAGUCGUGGUGCUAUGCGCGAUGUACUAAGUUACACGCGAUCGCAUCGUCCGCGCGACCGGACUCGGGGUUGGUAUUUUCCGGAGAAAUGGGCAAAUGUACCGGUUAUAGAGGAGCGGGAAGGGGAAAAGGGCGCGGGACUUUGGGCUAGAGAGAGGGUUGUUGCGGUUGAGGAUGAGAUUAGAGGACCUUUGGGUCAGAAUACGGGGAGAGUUGUUACGGGGAUUGAGGGGUAUAAGAUGACGCCUGGCUGGUUGAAGACGUGGUUACUACCUGAGGAGGCGCUGUAUCUUGUUGAAAGGGGGUCUUUGGAUUUGUGGUGGCCGGCGAGGGGGAUUGAGGAUGUGUUUCCCGUGAAGAAGGAGGGGGAGGAUGGAAGUAGUGAUGCGGAGGGGAGAGUGUUUGAGGAGCAUGAGUUGGGUAUACCGUUGAGUUUACAAGCGGCGUAUGCUCUUCUAAUCGGAGAGGACGGGGAGAGGGGAAAGGUUAGCUUGGAGAAAUAUCAGGUUUACGCUAACCUACGAAGAACGGGGUAUAAAAUCAUGCGAGCGACUAAGAUGCCUUUACCUCCGACGAAAGCAUCUCAGACACUAUGGCAAUGGCUAUUCUCUCUCUUCCAAGGCGAAUCACAUAACAACCUACCAUCCUACGGACCCCUCGUCAGACCUGGUCUCUACCGAUCAUACAACCCAAUUUUCACGCAACUCGCAUUAAUCCCACGACACCAGCCUACACCAGCCCCUCAACUAUACCAAGAACCGCAAGAACCCUUCCGAAUCCACUUUCACGUCUGGAAAAGCAGUACCUCGUUCCCGAAAACCAAACCCCCAUCUCCCGACUUCCGCAUCGCAGUCGCCGACGCGCGGACCUCGUCCGUGCCUACGCUCGAGGAAUUAACUGCGCUCUUAGAGACUUGCACACCAUGGGAUCCACCCAAACUACCAGCGUCGAAGAAAGAAGGCGAGAAAGGAGGAGUUGGACCCAUGUAUCAGCGGUUGAAGCAUGCGUGGCAUAAUGCGGUGGUUGCGAUUGUGGAUGGUGGGUUGAUUAGUUAUAUCAGGUUUGGCGAGAUGGCGUUUGGUGAGGAGAGGUUGUAUGAGAAGGUUGGAAGUGGUGGGAGGGGAGCGAAGGGGAAGAGAGGUGGAAGGCCUGGGCGAGGGGGGAGAGGAGGACGGGGUGGUGGCGCUGGGAGAGGAAGAGGGAGAUGA